Molecule: messenger RNA, 222 nt
Organism: Symbiodinium sp. CCMP2592
Lineage: Eukaryota; Dinophyceae; Suessiales; Symbiodiniaceae
Source: the annotation of a GenBank genome assembly
AUGUUGGGAAACGGCCGCUGCGACGUGCAGUGUGUGGACGGAGUGAAGCGGCUGUGCCACAUUCGUGGUAAGAUGAGAAAGAAGGUUUGGUGCAAUCAGGGCGACAUUGUCUUGGUUUCCCUCCGAGAUUUCCAGGCCUUGGUGACAGUUGGUGUUGCAUGUUCCGGAUUUUCUGUUGUUCCCAUUGUUGUCCUUACAGGCCUUGGGAGUUUAUCGGGAUGA